AACAACUACAUUAAUGGCUUCUUCCAAGUUGUUACUUUUGCUCUUCUUCAUCACCAUAAUUUCUUCAUUCAAUUUCACCUCUGCCCAGCAGCCCUUCCGCUGCAACUCCACCGGCGCCACCUGCAACGCUCUUGUAGACUACGUCUCCCCCAACGCCACCACUCUCGCCGCCAUCAGAACCCUCUUCACCAUCAAGAACCUCCGCUCCCUUCUCGGCGCCAACAACCUCCCACUCUCCUCAACCCCACCCAACUUCCCCAUACCAGCCAACCAGACAAUCAAGAUCCCCUUCCCCUGCAUCUGCAACAACGGCACAGGAAUAUCAAACCGCCGCCCCAUCUACAAGAUCGUCCACGGAGACGGCCUCUACCACAUAGCGGCGGAGGUGUUCUCAGGCCUCGUCACCUUUCAAGAAAUCCAGGCCGUCAAUAAAAUACCAAACGCGGACUUGAUAGAGGAGGGCCAGGAUCUGUGGAUACCCCUGCCCUGCAGCUGUGAUGACGUGGACGGACAGAAGGUAGUGCACUACGGACACGUGGUGGCGCCGGGGAGCUCAGUUGAGGGUAUAGCUCUACAGUUUAACACGUCCCAGGAAACCCUUUUGAGGCUCAAUAAUUUGGCCACUCCUCAGAGCCUCCUCGCCGGUGCUAUUCUUGAUGUUCCACUUAGAGCUUGUUCCUCAACGGUAAACAACAAUUCGAUGGAUUACCCAUUACUUGUUCCAAACAACACCUACGUUUUCACAGCCAACAACUGUGUAAGGUGCAAGUGUGAUGCUGCUGCAAUUAACUGGAUGUUAGAAUGUGAAUCUUCCCAGAUUAAUGCGUCAUGUCCCCUUAUCCGAUGUGAUAAUUUGUAUCUUGGGAAUGCCACUUCAUCCAGCUCGAAUUGUAAUCGUACUACCUGUGCAUAUGCUGGUUACAACAACAACCGAACGAUACUAACCACACUAGCUAUGGAAUCAACUUGCCCUGCUUCUGAUAAUAAAUCAUCUGCAUCUGCAAUGGGGCCGGGAUCAUGGAAUGGAGUUGUCAUUUUGAUUAUUACUACGAUGAUGAUGCCUUUUCUUGCCUUGCUGGGCUGACUGAGAUACAUAGCUUAAUUACGGCUUUCGGAAUGAUUGUUGUGUGUAAUGCAUGUACUUAAUUACUCAUUAGAGCACCAGGAAACAAUACAGUGAAUUUUGUAAUAAGUUGCUCAGUUUUGUAAUUCUGAAUAUUUAGUAGUAAUUGGACAAAGACUGUGAAUUUUUGUAUUUCUUGUAAGCCCUAGCUAGCUUGUUGUUCAUUUUCUCAAGUUUCAAUGGAUUUGAUAAUUGAUAUACAACCCCUGAUUGAA
Erythranthe guttata (spotted monkey flower) is the source of this 1338-nucleotide messenger RNA. It is a transcript of the gene LYM2, whose product is annotated as lysm domain GPI-anchored protein 2 precursor. Lineage: Eukaryota; Viridiplantae; Streptophyta; Magnoliopsida; Lamiales; Phrymaceae. The record is from RefSeq and is a predicted model, not a curated record.